Bactrocera dorsalis (oriental fruit fly) is the source of this 1512-nucleotide messenger RNA. It is a transcript of the gene spidey, whose product is annotated as very-long-chain 3-oxoacyl-CoA reductase-B. Gene Ontology annotation, cellular component: endoplasmic reticulum. NCBI's taxonomy places the organism in Eukaryota, Metazoa, Arthropoda, Insecta, Diptera, Tephritidae. The record is from RefSeq and is a predicted model, not a curated record. The transcript is spliced from 5 exons. The coding region runs from base 417 to 1379 and encodes 320 amino acids. Gene Ontology annotation, molecular function: oxidoreductase activity.
UGAGUACGGCGGCAGAGCGCGCAUGUGGUAUAUGCAUAGAAUUCUCAAUUAGACUGCCUACAAAAGAACUUAUUUUCGAAAAAAGUUGCGACAAAUACGCGUUGCGUGCUUUUGACUUUUCGACGUCGCUCAAUAUCAUCGAUUUUUCAAUAUUUUCCCGAGCUACACAACCCAUGCACGGCAUUACGGAAACGCACAUUGACGAAGGCGCACGUAGAAUAGUGAUUGCAGGAAAAGAUUGAAAAAGUGAAAAGUGUCAUUGCUUCAUAGUGUUGAAAGAAAAUCCUCUUUAUUGCUGAUCUGAGUACUACCGGAGCAAUUGUGUAGAAAUAAGUUUUAAAUAAAUAGCGCAAAUUCAUUGCUGAAGCACAUCGCCUACCCGCUUAGCACAAAAAAUAAUUACUUCCGCAGCAAAAAUGGUGUUGAAUAAUAUUACUGCGUUCCAGUUUUUCGGCAGUGUAGCUCUUGGGCUUUUGUGCUUUAAAAUCGUCAACAAAUUCCUACCCUGGAUUUACGUAAAUAUUAUUGGACCCAAGUUUUUGGGGCCGAAAUUGAACAUACGCAGCAUAGGCGGUUGGGCUGUGAUCACCGGUUCAACUGACGGUAUUGGAAGAUCUUAUGCGAAAGCGCUUGCGAAGCGAGGAUUCAGUUUGGUGCUAAUCAGUCGUUCUUUGAGCAAGUUGGAGGAUCUCGCAAAGGAAAUCGAAAAUGAGUACAAGGUAGAAACCAAAAUCAUCGAUGUUGACUUCCAAGAUAGCGUUGGAAUUUAUGAUAAGAUCAAAGCAGGCCUUGAAGGCCUCGACAUUGGUGUGCUCAUUAAUAAUGUUGGCGUUUCAUAUUCGUACCCAGAGUACUUCCUUACGUAUUACCAACAGAACCCUAAAUUCUUGCUAGACAUGGUUUCGGUGAACAUACACUCUGUGACACACAUGUGUGCCUUGGUUUUGCCAGUCAUGCUGAGCAGGAAGAAGGGCUUAAUCAUAAAUGUGUCGUCAUCAAGCGCAUCUAUACCCGCUGCACUGUUAUCUCUCUAUAGCGGAACCAAGGCUUUCGUCACUAAAUUUAGUGAAGAUUUACAGACGGAAUAUCGAGAUAGUGGAAUCACAGUACAAUGCAUUAAACCGGGUUUUGUUGCAACCAAGAUGAGUAAAAUUAGAGCGAGUCUGUCGUGUCCUACGCCCGAUACCUAUGUGGCUUCAGCACUCAAUAUGUUGGGAUAUACCACGACAACACCUGGUUAUUUACCACAUAAUUUCUUACAAAUAUCAUGUGAUUUCAUGAGGUACCUAACGUGCGAACCCUUCGUUUCGAGUUUGUUUUUAAAUUAUUUAUUGAAAAUAAGAAAAAACGCUUUGAAACGUUUGAACCAAAAGAAAUAGAGGACCGGCAAAUGUGAAAGCUAGUAUAAUUGUGUGUAUUUUUUUCUAUGUAACCUAAGUUAAAUGUGUUUUAUAUUAAAAAGAUUUAAAUUAAUUUUUUUCAAUGGUCAUAAAUAAAAAUUACACAAAGUUA